UUCGCGACCGCAGGUGCCACCAGCCGGAGAGCCCUCUUUCUCGGCAGACGCCGUAACGAUCCCUCACAUUCUGUCUACUUUCAGGUAUUGACAUGGGCGACUAUUCUUAAAGUGGGGACGGUAAUCUGGAGGGGGACCUGCUCGACCAAUAACGUUCCAACUUAUGAUGUCAUCGGAGGAGGAGAGUGAGUUUGGCUUGUAUACAGAUAAGCUCCUGAAGAAAACCAAAAGAACUAGACAGCGUGUGGACGCCGGCGAGCCGCGUAAUUCUUAUUCCUCGAUUCCGAACUUCAGUUCGCGACCGGCAUUUCUCGGUGGAAGUAAUAAUUUAUACGGCGCCAUUUUUACCCAACAGCAACAGUUCGGUCUUUUCGGACCGGGGUUCGCGCCCGCAAAAAUGUUGAACGAGCUCUUGGGGCGGCAAAAGCCCGACGGUGGAACGGACGGUGAAGACGUCAAGUUUGACAACGUGAUCAGGUGCGACGGCAGCCCACCUUCCGGGGAACAACUCGCGCAUCACAUGCUGCGGGAUAUUCUUCAGGGACGCAAGCACGAGCUUCUUGCUCUCGAACACGACAUGCGAAACGGCCAGGACCACAUCAUGAACAACAACAACAAUGAACCCAAAACGAGUCCGGAGCGUAACGAUAUGGAAGCCUCGGUGGGAAUGAAGGAGGGCCUCGUAGAUGACAGGCCGCAAGCUGAACUUAUGGAAGAGGCGCUGAAUGGCAUGGAAACUGAAUCGUUGCCGUCGCCAAAAGUGGAGCCAUCCAGUCCAGCUAAACCAGAAGAUGCCAAGAAAGCUCGUGUUGAAAACAUAGUCUCAAGCAUGCGGUCUAGCCCUGCUCCGCCGCAAGUUAAUGGUUGCAAGAAACGAAAGUUAUACCAACCGCAACAACACGAUAGUAAUGCAGAAAGAUACGUAGACGACGAAGAAGAAGACAUAGAGCCGAUCAGGCAAAAACGAGUGGAGAAAAACAAUCUCAAGUCUAAGCUAAGGUCGAUGCAAGAGCAACUGGCUGAAAUGCAACAAAAAUACAAUCAACUGUGGACGCGAGUGGAGCAAGGAUCGGAAGAAAGUCAGGAAAUUGAAGAAAUUCCUAGUGAUAGUGAACAGAGUAAGAGAUCUGCACCUCCUUCACCUGUGACAAGCAGCACUCCCACACCAGUGCAACAGCAUCAACCAACACUGGCGCAAGAGGUGAGCAAACUAAAAAUUAGUCCUCCCGGUCCUCCAUUUCAUAAUGGAUUUUUACACAAUCCCCAUCAGCAUAUGAGUAGUGCAGCUGCAAUGUACCUGGGUGUGAGUCACAAGCUUUUUAUGGAACAAGAAGCUCGGUUAGCUAAAGAAGCUGCAACAAAUGCCAUGAGCAAUGAAUCGCAACAAUCACUACCACCUCAGCAACAGACCCCACCCAAGCCCGAUCAAAUCACUGAACGUUUGAGCAUGAUGAGGAACAUGACUCCUGGCGGUACCGAUUUGGAAGGACUUGCCGACGCUCUUAAAAGUGAAAUCACAGCAUCCUUGUCAAACUUGAUAGACUCUAUACUCCACCGGUUCGUUCAUCAGAAAAGGUGUAAGCAGCAAGAGGCUGCAACCGCAGCAGCGGAACAACUCAACAAAGAUUUAAUGAUGGCCUCGCAACUUUUAGAUAGAAAGUCACCAAGGACCAAAGUAGCGGAACGACCUCAGGCGCCUCCUCCACCGCCCAACCACCAGAACCAGCAUAACCACCAAAGCCACCAGAAUCAAAUGGUAAAUGGUAACGCGGGUUGUCCACCCAUGAUGCCCGUUCAUAAUAUGAAUAGUAUGCAAAAACCUUCAGAUCUUCAUAUUCGACCUCCAAUGUUUCAGCCCCCAAAACCUCCAGGUAUCAACGCUCCACUUUAUGGAAUGAAUCAUCCUUUUUGCGUUUCAAAACAGGAAACCCCGGAACAGAAUGAAGCUUUGAGUUUAGUAGUUGCCCCGAAGAAAAAAAGACAUAAAGUAACGGAUACGAGAAUAACGCCAAGGACGGUUAGCAGGAUACUUGGACAAGACGGAAUGGGAAUGUCCCCUGCAGCGAUGGAACCCAACCCUUGUUCUUCACCACGGCCUCCCCCAUAUCACCAGCCGCCGCCGAUGUUGCCCGUCUCCCUUCCGACGUCGGUGGCGAUACCCAACCCAGGCCUUCAUGAAUCUCAGGUUUUCUCCCCGUACAGCCCCUUCUUCCACGGACCAAGUCAUGGCCACCACAUGGCAAUGCAGGCUUCCUCCUCCCCACCCCGUAUGCACCACAAGAUCGAGAGGGAGUCACCUCCAAUUCAUCACCCGCCCACUCUUCUACAUCCCGCGCUUCUUGCCGCAGCCCAACAUGGGGCCUCCCCGGACUACGGGCAUAUGAGGGGCCCCUCAGGAACGAUGAAUAUGGACAACGGUGAUAGAAACUCAGACUGCAACUCAGGGGAUAUUUCUUACGAUGGAAUGCAGCCUACUAUAUCCUUUUUAUGCAAAGAUUUUAGCAAAAAUCUUAGUUCACACCAUACGAAUAUUUCCUUAACUCCUGAGCACUCGUCAACAUUAACACCGAUGCACCUCAGGAAAGCCAAGCUGAUGUUCUUCUGGGUACGAUAUCCGAGUUCAGCAGUUCUCAAAAUGUACUUCCCGGACAUCAAGUUCAAUAAAAACAACACUGCCCAACUCGUGAAGUGGUUUUCUAACUUCAGGGAAUUCUACUAUAUCCAAAUGGAAAAGUAUGCAAGACAAGCAGUGUCAGAAGGUGUCAAGAACGCUGAUGACCUUCACGUUGGUGGGGACUCUGAGUUAUACAGGGUGCUCAACUUACACUACAACCGAAAUAAUCACAUCGAGGUAUGGGGCCCACAGGUUCCUUCUAACUUCAGGUUUGUGGUGGAACAAACACUACGGGAGUUUUUCAAAGCCAUUCAAGAAGGCCGCGACGCCGAACAAUCUUGGAAAAAGUCAAUCUAUAAAAUAAUUUCAAGGCUUGAUGACCCGGUUCCGGAAUAUUUCAAGAGUCCGAAUUUUCUGGAACAAUUAGAGUGACCGGUCAGUGAUUGACCCAAACGUGUACCAAACUGUAGCCAAUGGUUUACAGAUGGUACUGCCUGUUAGCGACAAACUGCUAACAUGUUUCAACACCAGAUAGAAUCGGUGACGUAUCUCACGACCUGUCAACGGUUUUUGUUACUUUCAAUGGUUUGGAGACGUCGAAGUUCAAGAAGAACAUUGUCAUCUUUGAACGCAUUUGGACAUUUGUUGAAUAGUUGUGUUAAGUUGGCAGAAAGACUUGAUGAUUAUGCCUCAGGCUUUGCGUUCGUAUACACGAACAGUGAACAUAAAUCAAUCAAUUUUUCAGUGAAUACCUGAAUAUAUACCGGCUAGAAAUUAUUGACGUCAAGUCCUAAGUUUUUCAAACCAGCAGUUAGCAAGCAAGUUAAAAAUCUGCACCAACUUUCAUUUACCUUUGGCAUGUUAUUGUUUACUGCCACUGUAAACUGUACUGUUUAUACCCACUUGUAUAUAAACUUGAAUGUAUAUAGUAUUUAUCUCUCAUUUUUAUUUAUAUAAUUACAUUCCUUACCAAAGUUAUAUUUUUACUAGUCGUCACGUAGGGUAGGCUACCCUACUUUUUAGUUUUUUUGAUAUUGUAUAUGGAAGAUCCUUUAUAAUCUGAUAAAUGAGUUCCUUCUAUGUACAAUAUCUAUAACUUGAAAUUACCAUGAUUAUAUCCCAUAUUAAUUUCAAAUAAGAUGCGGGGUAUAAUUAUUGUAACAUUAAUUAGGUAAAUGUGUCAUGCGUCCUAUCCUAUACUUUCUUUAUAACAGCAUGUCAAACUUUAUUGAAAGUGAAGGAAUAUUCAAUGAAUAAGGACUCACAGUACUAUAAAACAAAGAAAAAUAAUAAUUAAACAACCAGACCAAAUGAAAUUUCCAAAGGAACAGUAAUAUCAAAAUUCUUCACAAUAUUCACUGUUUUCCUCCAAAAUUGAAACUUCAAAAAUUUUGAUAAGUAAUUCAAUAUGGAAAAUUAACCAACAACAUAUGGUGAAUAUAUUGCUGAUCUAGUUUUCAAGACGAUUUAUAACUCAAUCAAUAUCUACUUGAUAUCUACAUUUGAACUACUGUCUCACUUUUACUGCACUACUUGUAGUACUAGAACAUUCUUGUCAUUCUUUAUUGAUUUUUUCUUAUAGCAAUAUGCUGACUUGAAAACCUUCAGUAGUGAAUUGAAAGUUUGACAUGUUGUGAACAAAUUUUCUCAAUGUUAUUGGUUUGGUAUUCUUUUUUAUUUUUUGUUGGUACCUUUUUUUAUAAAUUGAUGGA
Messenger RNA from Leptinotarsa decemlineata (Colorado potato beetle), 4326 nucleotides. It is a transcript of the gene pros, whose product is annotated as homeobox protein prospero. The record is from RefSeq and is a predicted model, not a curated record. Gene Ontology annotation, biological process: regulation of transcription by RNA polymerase II. Gene Ontology annotation, molecular function: DNA-binding transcription factor activity, RNA polymerase II-specific; RNA polymerase II cis-regulatory region sequence-specific DNA binding. Gene Ontology annotation, cellular component: nucleus. Lineage: Eukaryota; Metazoa; Arthropoda; Insecta; Coleoptera; Chrysomelidae.